Notolabrus celidotus (New Zealand spotty) is the source of this 2179-nucleotide messenger RNA. RefSeq names its product nuclear receptor subfamily 1, group H, member 4 (gene nr1h4). Gene Ontology annotation, molecular function: nuclear receptor activity; bile acid binding; zinc ion binding. Gene Ontology annotation, biological process: cell differentiation; negative regulation of transcription by RNA polymerase II; negative regulation of inflammatory response. The transcript has 9 exons. Lineage: Eukaryota; Metazoa; Chordata; Actinopteri; Labriformes; Labridae. Bases 218 to 1675 code for a protein of 485 amino acids. The record is from RefSeq and is a predicted model, not a curated record.
CCUGUCACAUGUGUAAACGUAGAGGCUCUGAAUGAUGUUUAAUUACCUCCUGCUGCAGGCUUCAAUCCUGUGGAUCUGUCAGGGUGUUCAAAUGACUUUCACCAUGGUUCAUACAUCACAUUUUCUUAUGCUUGUUACAGAAGUAAACAGAGGCUGAAUACUACUUUGUGGCCCAGUCCGAGGUGUUUUCCGAGGUGGUGCCAGACGACCCUCCUGAAUGAAUGAGUGGGUGGGCCCCGACAUCAAUGUGGUGGGACAGCUGGAAAUCCCACCCAGCGAUGAAUUCUCCAUCCCAGAGAGCUCUCACUUGUUUGAUAUUCUGGCAGAUCAAAGCAGUCCUCUCCUGCAGGAUCCUGACAUCUUACCCUUCACCAGCUAUCCGAGUAUGCAGUACCCAUCUAUGGAGCCAGCCAUGUCUUCGACAACAUAUUACUCCAGUCAGAACUGCUACCCUCAGUACAAUGGAGAUGAAUGGUACUCACAAACAGGGAUAUAUGAACUAAGGAAAGGACCUCUGGAGGCUAGCUAUGACGCUGAGAUGGAGGAGACAGCUGUCGUGGUGCCUGCUGUGUGCAAGAGGACCCGGCACAUGUCGCAGGCAGGACGGAUCAAAGGGGAGGAACUGUGCGUGGUUUGUGGAGACAAGGCCUCUGGAUACCACUAUAACGCUCUCACCUGUGAGGGAUGUAAAGGUUUCUUCAGACGGAGUAUAACAAAGAACGCAGUGUACAAAUGCAAGAGUGGGGGAAACUGCGAGAUGGACAUGUAUAUGCGCAGAAAAUGCCAGGAGUGUCGUCUCAGAAAGUGCAAGGAAAUGGGCAUGCUGGCUGAAUGCCUGCUGACAGAGAUCCAGUGUAAAUCAAAAAGGCUGCGAAAGAACACCAAGGCCUCCCCAGAACUGUCCACGGGAGACGAAACAGAGGGGGCAGACAACACAGACAGCAAGCAGGUCACCUCAACCACCAAACUGCCAAAGGAGAAAGUUGAAAUCACCAAAGAGCAGCAAUCACUCAUAAAAGUUGUCCUAGAGGCUUACAACAGACAUCAGAUUCCUCAAGAUGUGGCCAAAAAACUGCUUCAAGACCAGUACAGUGCAGAGGAAAACUUCCUCUUGUUGACGGAAAUGGCAACAAGUCAAGUUCAAGUUCUGGUAGAGUUUACGAAAAAUAUUCCAGGCUUUCUCUUGCUGGAUCGAGAGGAUCAGAUCGCUCUGCUGAAAGGUUCGGCUGUGGAGGCCAUGUUUCUGCGCUCUGCUCAGGUUUUCAGCAGAAAGAUGCCCAGUGGACACACAGAGGUGCUGGAGGAGAGGAUACGGAAGAGUGGCAUUUCAGAGGAAUUCAUCACACCAAUGUUCAACUUUUACAAAAGCAUAGGUGAACUUCACAUGGUGCAAGAGGAACAGGCUCUCCUCACCACCAUAACCAUCCUAACACCAGAUCGACCUUAUGUAAAAGAUCAGCAGGCCGUGGAGAGGCUUCAAGAGACAAUGCUGGAUGUGUUGAGGAAGCUGUGUGUCCUGCAGCACCCGCUGGAGCCGCAGUACUUCGCUCGUCUCCUGGGUCGCCUGACGGAGCUGAGAACACUCAAUCACUACCACGCAGAGAUGCUCACGUCCUGGAGGACAAAUGACCACAAAUUUACCCCACUGCUCUGUGAGAUCUGGGACGUGCAGUGAUUCAGAGGAGAAAUCAGAGAUAUUGAAGACAACAUGAAGAAUUAAAGCUACGAGACAAAGGCAUGGACCAAAUUAAGCCCAGAUUUUUAUUGGAUUGUGUGAAGGUGUGCAAUUAAAUCUCUGCACAACUUCAUUGCCUCAGUGCUGCAGUGAGGAUCUGAGUUGACUCAAUGAACGGUGUAGUUUAUUCUUUGUGUUUACUCUGCUCAUGGACUUUAUAUGUACUGAGUGAUUCUUCAGUCUUAUAUCAGUGUGGAGAAAUUUGAAAUAUUUUUACCUUGUACAUCAUGUAAAGAAAUAUCCUGAAUUCCCAGCAUGAUUGGUGCGAAACACUGGAACUUUUUAAAAACAAAGCUGGCGCCCAUGGAGAGUGUAAAGUUUAGAUUAUAUGAAGUUUAAUAGUGGGUUUAUAUUUUAUUUGUGAAAGUCAUCGCACUUAUCAAAUGUACUUUCUGUAAAUAUGUGAAAGCUGUGUGUCCUGUCUCAAUAAAUAAGAUACAAAGG